This is a messenger RNA of Solenopsis invicta (red fire ant), 1052 nucleotides long. RefSeq names its product C-factor (gene sni). The record is from RefSeq and is a predicted model, not a curated record. Lineage: Eukaryota; Metazoa; Arthropoda; Insecta; Hymenoptera; Formicidae. The coding region runs from base 160 to 906 and encodes 248 amino acids. The transcript has 5 exons.
CUCUCCGCUUCGCGCCGCGCCGGUGGAACUGGUGGAAGACCGCGGAAGUGCGACGCGUACCGUCGCGCUAUCAAUCACGUACACACCUCGCACUCCUCAUACGUGCUGGAUAGUAACGACGACGACGGCAAUCUUAUUAGUAUUCUGGAACCGAGCGUGAUGAAAUCGAUUCUGAUAACCGGUUGUAACCGCGGCCUGGGCCUGGGUCUGGUGAAGCAUCUGAUCGAGUCGCCGAGGCCACCGGACAACAUCUUCGCGACUUGCCGCGAUGCGAACAAAGCGACGGAGUUACGCGCGCUCGCCGACAAAUCAUCGAUUGUGCAGAUCAUCGAGAUAGAUUUGACGGACACGGAUAGCUACGAGAAGGUCGUGGACACGGUGAGCAAAAAACUAAAUGGCGCUGGUCUGAAUGUUCUCUUCAAUAACGCUGGUGUUGCCACCAAAUUUACGCGACUCGGCCUCGUGAAGAAGGAGCAGCUUACGGACGCUUUCCUCAUAAACACAGUGGUACCGAUUAUGCUAACAAAAGCUUUCCUGCCGCUGCUGAAGACCGCUGCGAAAAAUUCAGAAGUUAAAACAGGAUUAAGUGUAAAAAAAGCAGCGGUUAUCAAUAUGACUUCUAUCCUAGGCAGUAUUGCUGAAAAUAACGACGGCGGUUUUUAUCCUUAUAGAUGCAGCAAGGCGGCGCUUAACGCGGCGACAAAAUCGAUGAGCCUUGAUUUGAAAGCAGACGGGAUUUUGGUGGCGUGUUUGCAUCCUGGAUGGGUGCGCACCGAUAUGGGUGGCAGCAACGCUCCGAUGGACAUUGACACCAGCAUCAGUGGUAUUCUGGAUACCUUAAACUCGUUGACGGAAAAACAAACCGGUUGUUUCAUGCAGUAUGAUGGUAAAAUACUGCCCUGGUAAUCAUGGUCAAAUAGAAUGUUUAAUCAAAUGAAAUAUUUUAUACAUAAUGUUAUAUAUGUAUGGAUUUUUAAAUACUUUGAAAUAAUAUUAAAUAUACAUUGUUUUUGUAAGAAGAAAUCAUAAAUAUACAUAUUUUUAUUAAAAAA